Molecule: messenger RNA, 1139 nt
Organism: Ostrinia furnacalis (Asian corn borer)
Lineage: Eukaryota; Metazoa; Arthropoda; Insecta; Lepidoptera; Crambidae
Product: aldose reductase
Exons: 7
Coding region: 64-1029 (321 amino acids)
Molecular function (GO): oxidoreductase activity
Source: RefSeq, a predicted model, not a curated record
UUCAGUGUAGUUCGAACAACGGUGGUGGAGGUGUCUCAAAAAGUUUUGAAUUAAAAAUCCAAAAUGGCUGUGCCUCUUGUCACUUUGAAUACUGGCUACAAUUGCCCAAUGCUGGGAUUGGGAACUUGGCAGUCCAAGCCAGGAGAGGUGGAGCAAGCAGUGAAAGACGCCAUUGACGUGGGCUACAGACACAUAGACUGCGCGUUUCUCUACUACAAUGAGGCCGAAGUCGGUAAGGCCAUCAAGGAAAAGAUCAAAGCAAAAGUGGUGAAGAGGAAAGACCUGUUCCUGACUUCCAAGCUAUGGUGUACCUUCCACAACCCGGAUCUGGUGGAGGCUGCUUGCAGGAAGACCAUGUCGGACCUUGGGGUCGACUAUUUGGAUCUGUACCUCAUCCACUUCCCUCAGGGAUAUGAGCCCGCAGAAGACCCAUUCGCGAAGCUUGACGAUCCCUUCGCGAAGCUUCCCAACGGGCGGACCAAUGCGUCGGUGUACGACUACGUGGAUACCUGGAUAGCGAUGGAAGCACUGGUUGAGAAGGGCCUGGUCCGCAGUAUUGGCGUCAGCAACUUUAACAAGAGGCAGCUGGAUCGAGUGCUGGGGGUGGCUACCAUCAUUCCCGCUAUGCAGCAGAUCGAAGUGCACCCAUACCUGAACAACGCAAAGCUGAUCGACUAUUGCCGGUCGAAGGGCAUAGCAGUGACCGCUUACUCUCCGCUAGGAUCCCCGGAAAGGCCCUGGGCUAAGCCGGGAGAGCCCAACCUGAUGGACGAUCCCAGGCUGACCAGCAUCGCUCAGAAGUAUAAGAAGAGCGUGCCGCAGAUUUUGAUCAGAUACGCCCUUGACCGCGGCCUGGUGGUGAUCCCCAAGUCGGUGAAGAAGCAGCGGAUAGCGGACAACUUCAACGUGCUGGACUUCAAGCUGCAACAGGAGGAUAUGGAGCAGAUUGCGUCUCUGGAGUGCAGGGGGCGCGUGUGCGAUCUGGGCGAUUCCGACCACCGUGACUAUCCUUUCUUCGACGAAUACUAAAUUGAAGAAUCUUUUUUAAUUUUGGAAGACAUUUGUAGAAUAAUUAAUUUAUUAAAGCGUUUGGACGAAGGGAAUCAAAAGAUAAUAUUUGGUUAUAAUAAAUUUUUCAU